AUGACACAUAACAGUGACAGUGAAAUCGUCAUUGAUAAGCUGGCUGACAUAGAUGUCUCCAAAGAAUCAUGGAAUAUUCGUGUUCAAGUUGUCAUGAUUUGGAAACAGACAUACAAAAACAACUCAAACAUGGUCAGCAGCUUGGUCAUGAUUUUAAUGGACUACGAGGGCACUAGAAUACAUGCAACAAUAAAAAAAUCUCAUAAAUGCAUUUCAAGCCCUCCUGGAAGAAGGAGCUAUUUUAUUGGUCAAGUUGUAUCUACUGAACCCAUGAGAGUGUUUAAGGAUAAUGCAAGGGAAACAAGGCUAAUGAGUAUUGUUGCACAAGAUCUGAGCUACAUAUCUGAACAUCAAAAUGAAAAUGCUCUUGUGAUCAUCAUCCUACGUAUGGCAAAGCUCAAGACUUGGGGUGGUCAACCACAAGUCGGUAACUAUUUAUUUGGGUCGAGAUUGCAUAUUAAUGAUGAUAUGCAUCAUAUUUCAGAAUUUAAAAAGGUCAUUGCUCAUAUCGAUUUGAAUGUUGAGUCUUCCAUUAAUACUACACAACUUAAUACAGAAAUUGUUGUGGCCAAGCCAGAAGAUUACUACCUCCGUUUUCAAAUCAAAAACAUUGAUGAUAUUCCAGAUUACAAUGAGGAUCAAGGACGCCAAAAGAUCCCCGAUGAGUUCAAUACGAUGCUUAAUAGGAAGUUUGUUUUUAAAGUUCAAAUUUCAAAGUUUAAUCUCGAGAAUAAUUAUCACGCCUAUACCGUUCAUAAGAUGACUGAUGAUGAACUUGUAGUUGGUGCAAUUUUCAAACAUUCACCUGCAUACGAAGAAAACAGUAUUCAUUCUGAUGGUACUCCUAUCAACAAGUCUAUUAAGGAAAAUAGUGUUCCUGUUGAAGGUGACAAUAUUAAUGUUGUUGAUCUUGAUGCGGUGACACCGACAACUACUUCACUGAAACGCCCUAUUGAGAUUGUUACCACCACUGAAUCGUUUGAAUGGUCUUCCUCAAAAGAUGGUGUUGCUCCUCAUACCCUUAAGAUUCCAAAAUUGGAAAAACUUGAAUAA
This is a messenger RNA of Lactuca virosa, 1053 nucleotides long. The record is from the annotation of a GenBank genome assembly. Lineage: Eukaryota; Viridiplantae; Streptophyta; Magnoliopsida; Asterales; Asteraceae.